Molecule: messenger RNA, 2883 nt
Organism: Dictyostelium discoideum AX4
Lineage: Eukaryota; Evosea; Eumycetozoa; Dictyosteliales; Dictyosteliaceae
Gene: hipA
Product: I/LWEQ domain-containing protein
Exons: 3
Coding region: 1-2883 (960 amino acids)
Biological process (GO): endocytosis
Cellular component (GO): cytoplasm
Molecular function (GO): actin binding; phospholipid binding; clathrin binding
Source: RefSeq, a predicted model, not a curated record
AUGACAGAGUUUGAAGCAAUUGUCCAUAAAGCUACAAACUCUAAAAUUACAGCGCCAAAAAGAAAACAUGUCAGAUCAAUUGUUUUAGAAUGUUAUAAUGAAAAUAGUGCAAGAACAUUUUAUAUGGAAUUAUAUAGAAGACCAUUAGAUACUAGUGAUGUUGUUUGUUGGAAAUCAUUGAUUACAAUUCAUAAGGUUGUACAAGAGGGACCAAAGAAUGUAUUAAGUGAUACAAUUAGUAGAGUUGGAUGGUUUGAGAAUUUGAGAGAUCAUUGGGCACGUUUUGAUAAUAGAGGAUUUGGUAGAUUGGUAGCAGACUAUUGUACAUUAAUCAUUGAUAAAAUACGUUUUCAUCAAGCACAUCCAGAAUUUGAUGGUGGAUUAUCCUUGGAGAACUAUAGCAAGAAUCAUAGACCCGAGUCAAUUGAAGUUGACAAAGGUUUACAAACUGUAAAUCGUUUAAUGGAUUUAACUGAUGCUGUCUUUAGAAUGCAUAAUUCAAUCGUAUCAGCAACACCUUAUAAUGAUUGUAAAACUUCUGCUUUCAUUCCAUUAGUUUUAGAAUCUUAUGCUAUCUAUAUUUUAGUUGUACAUUUUUUAACAAAUUUAAUUGAUAAGGUUGAUAAUAAAGAAGUUAUGGAUUUUUCAAUUAAAAGAUUUUAUGGUCAAUAUCAAACAUUGAGAAACUUUUUUUUAAAUGCAAGUGCAAUUACAAGUGUAUCUAGUGUUAUUGCAGUACCAAAUUUACCACCAGAUCCUCCAAAGUUUAUUAGAAAAGUUAGAGAGGCACCAAAGGCCAAACCACAGGCAAUUCCACCACCAGUUGUAAAGGAACCACCAACACCACCACCUGAACAAAUUCCAGUUCCAGUACCAACACCUGUAUUCAUUCGUCAAACGGUACCAGUGGUUUAUGGCGCACCUUAUGGUAUGCAACAACAACAACAAGAUAAUAGUAUGUGGGGUCAGUUUGGUUCCAAUCAACCAUUUGAUCCAAAUUUACAAUUACAACAACAACAAGCUGCAUUAUUACAACAACAACAGCUACAACAACAACAACUUUUACAACAACAACAGCUACAGCAACAGCUACAACAACAACAAUUAUUACAACAACAACAAGCUGCUGCUUUGGCUGCCGCUCAGCAACAACAGCAACAACAGCAAUCACCACCUCAAAUUUCACCUCAAUCAUCAGCUCAAUGGGUAACAUUUGGUGAUGAUGCACCAACAAGACAACGUUCAACUAGUACACCACCAGCUUUGGAAAAGAAAGAAGCAUCAGUUGAUAAACCAGCUUCACCACCAAAAUCAACAACAGCCAGUUCCAAUACUGAUAGUCAAGGAAAAACUAGAGUUAUCACUAAAAUCAUUACAAAGACUGUCAACAAUACACAAGAGAUCAAUGCUCUCAAAGCAAGAAUUGAGGAAUUGGAAAGAUUACUUCAAGAGGAACAAGAUAAAAAUAAAGCACUCACAUUGAAAUUAUCGGAACGUGAAGCUAUGAUUCAAGAGGUAACAUCAGCAAGAAAGAGAUUACAAGAUAUGAGUUCAACCAAUGAUAAUUACACUGCCGAAGUGGUUAAACAAAAUGAACAAUUACGUGAACAACUCAUUGCCAUCAGAGAUUGGACUGAACGUACAAGACUUCAAAGAUUAGAGAAAGAGUUUGGUUUGGCUGCUGGUUCAAUUCAACAAUAUCUCUCACAAUUGGAUAAUCCAAACAAUAUGGGUAAUCAAGAGGCAACUCAUCAAUUGGUUAUCGAGGAUUUGGUUAAUCAUUUACAACAAGCUCAACGUUUAUCCGAUCUUUGUAAUCAAGAGGGUGAUGAUUUAGAAAUGGAUAUUUUCUCUGCGGUCAAUACAGUUUCAAACUCUUUGAAGAGUUUAUUCUUUGAUGCCAAGGGUUCAUCAAGAUUAAUUUUAGAUCCAGAGUCACAAAGUAAAUUUAUGGAUGCCGCAAGAAAAAUUGGUGCUCUCACUCAAAAUCUUUUCGAAUCAAUUCGACUCCAAGGUGGUCAAUGUAAUGAUGAUGAAGAUCGUAAGAGAUUGGCAAACAAUUUUGCUUCCCUUAAAACUGGUAUCAAUAAUUUGGAUGCAUUGGCUCAACAAGCUGACGCUGAAAGAAUUGAAGCCGAGAAGAAAUAUUUAGAGAAUGGUUUUGAUUUGGAUGAUGUUGCUGAACGUGAACUAUUGGCUGCCGCUAAAACCAUUGAAGAUGCUGCAAACUCAUUAUUGGCCGCAAAAUCAAAGAGAGCUCCAAAGAAGGAGGGUGAUUCACCAGAUGUUGCUGAGGCAAUCCUUGAGGCUGCUAUGGCAAUCACUGGUGCUACUUCCACAUUGGUUGGUGCCGCCACUUUAGCACAAAGAGAACGUGUCGAAAAGGGUAGAACAAGUGAUGGUGGUCCACUCUAUAGAAAGGAUCCAACUUGGGCUGAAGGUUUAAUCUCUGCUGCAAAAUCUGUUGCCCAAGCCACUAAAGCUUUGGUAGAUAAUGCCAACAAGACAGCAUCUGGUCAAGAGAUCCCAGGUGGUACAGAAGAAGCUCUCAUUGCAACUUCGAUGGCUGUAACUGCUGCAACUUCUCAAUUGGUCUCUGCUUGUAAAUCUAAAUCUGAUAUCAAUAGUCCUUCUCAACAUAAACUUUCAAAUGCUGCCAAAUCCGUAUCCAAUGCAACCAAUCUUUUAGUGGCUGCAGCCAAAGCUGUCGCUGCUAAAGUCGCCUCUGAAGAGGAUAUCGAUUUCGAUAAACUCACUGUCACUGGUUAUAAAGUUAAAGAAAUGGAACAACAAAUGGCAAUUCUCAGAUUAGAAAAAGAAUUAGAAGUCGCUAGAAAAGGUUUAAGUGUUAUUAGAAAGAAACAAUAUGACGAAAAUCAAUAA